AUGACCACCGUGCCCUCAGAAGAGGCCACAGCCACCAGCAUCUCCACACAUGGCGACAGCAGGUCUUCAGAGAGCCCAACGCUGGGGUCCCAGAGUCAGGCCUCCCUCCGUGCAGAUGUCCCAGUGGCUAACGGCACUUCAGCGUCAGCUGAAUGGCAGGAUGUAGAUCAGGCUUCCAUCAAGCCAGACACCUCUGAGGCCGUGUCACUGCCUGGGGACAAGGACAAGCAUGAAGAUGCUGCAGAGUUUAGCCAGGAGCCCAAGCUCGUCCACCUGGCCCCAGGUUCCCUGCAAAUGUCCGUGAGCCUUCAGAACCAAGUACAGGACAGGCCGGUGCAAAAUGCAAGGAUGACUCAGAGUCUUCAGAUUUUCCAACAUGGCUCCCUGGUUAACGAAGAAACACCACAGACGGCGGGUGUCCUGGAUGGGGAGCAGGAGUUAGCUCUAUCUACCCCAAGUGCUGUGGCACAGUCCCCCCAGAAUGUGCCUGCUGUGAGCACUGCAGAUGCCGACAUUCAGCUUGACACUUUGGCCACCGGCACCACUGAAGCUGUUGUGGAGAAGCCUGAGCGUCCGGAGGCCUUGCACCCCGACACUGAAGCUUUGCCCUCAGCCGAGUUCCAGGUAGUGCCUGAGUUGGAUGUGACACACUACUCAGGAGACCUGCAGGCUCCUCCCUCCCCAAGGGGCAGCGUCCCCCCCUUACCUGGCCCCUCCAUAGCGGCCCUGGGGAGGCCCUUGGACUCCAGCCUGUACAUGGCCAGCGGGGAGGACAACUACCUGCACUCCAUGACCAGCUUGCUGGCUGGGGGCGAGGGGUCCAUCCGCUCCCUUGCAGACGUCCUAGUGUGGUCUGAGGACACCCUGGGCAUGGCCACAGGCUUGCUGGCCUCUAGCCGCAGCUCAGUGACAGACCUGCUACGCAGCACAGGGCCUAGACUGCGCUCUGCCUCCAGCAUCCUGAGGAACGCCAGCUUGGUCAUCUCCUCGGGGCUGGCAGCAGGGACCAACUCAGCCAUGCUCUUCAUCGUCCGCAUGCUAGAGAGGGCGGAGCAGAGGACCAUAGAGGGCAUCCGCUCGGCCGUGCGCUACCUCACCAGCCACCUCACCCCACGCUAA
Pteropus alecto (black flying fox) is the source of this 1119-nucleotide messenger RNA. It is a transcript of the gene TEX44, whose product is annotated as testis expressed 44. The transcript has a single exon. Bases 1 to 1119 code for a protein of 372 amino acids. The record is from RefSeq and is a predicted model, not a curated record. Lineage: Eukaryota; Metazoa; Chordata; Mammalia; Chiroptera; Pteropodidae.